AUGUCCCUUUCGCUGCACCUAUCCGGAUGGCCGGAGAACAGCGAGAGCCGGCAGCGAAUGCUCGAGAGCUCGUCGAGCUCCAAUUUUGUGCAGCACUUCGUCUCGAGAGAGGUACCUAAUUCAGUUUUCCACUGUUUUUUUUUUAGUCUCAACUCAAUUUCCUUGAGGUUUCCACCACCGAAAAGCUGCUCUGCUUGUUCCGAAGGUCGAAGAAUGGGCUCGUGCUGGCGUUGACGCCCCUCAUCUUUUGGCCACUGAUCCGACAGGGAACACCGGUCAGUUUUGAAAUGUGGACAAAUGAAUUGGAAUGUUGAGACGAACAUUUUGCUACUAGAAUGGAAAAAAUGUCACGAGAAACAUUUCGAUAGCCCCAACUUGAACAAUUUGAGCCAUUUGGACUCAAUGAUCGUACACUUUAAACUCAAAAUUUGAAGUCAGGACCUCCAAAAAAUCGAGAAUAGAUGCCAAAAACUACUAAAAACGAUAUCCAUCCAUGACGCCUUCUCAUUUCCUCAUUUCUUUUGCGCGGUUCGCCUUCGCUGAGCUCUCUCGUGCGUGCUCUUUUUUUUCGCAAUUCCUGACAUGACAAUUUCCCCCUCCGCUCUUUUCGUUCUCUUCUGUUCUCGCUACGUCACACCAGCCGCCCUUGAGCUCACUUUCAUCUCUCUCUCUCUCUCUUUUUCUCCCACUCUCACUCCCCUCUCUCUUUCUCUCUCUCUCUGUCUUUUUGCGGUCUAGAAGCGGAAAGAGGCUCCAGAAGAAUUUUAAAGAAAAAUUAGAAGCGGAGGGAUUAUUCGGGGGUGAAAAAUGAAUGGAUCACAUUUGAGUUUUGGUGCAAAAAAAAAAGUGGGGGGAGAAAACAAAGAAAAGUGGUCACAAGAAGCUUGCGGCACGAUGACGUUGUUGGCCAAUGGCUCUUUGUGCUCGGCGUGCUCGGUGAGCUCUCGAGCACCCGAAGCUUUAUGGCUUCCAUUUGGAUCUUUGUGACUGACUUCAAAUGCAAACAUCAUAUGUGAGGGAGGAAGAGGGAACGAAACUUCCAUCGGAAUAACACCCAUCUUGCUAUAAGUUUGACAUUUUGAAAGCUGUACGUCUUCUGAAGCGCCGAAGAUUCACAAAAACUCCGAAUUUGCUGCUCUACCCAAUAAUCCAAUCAAUUUAAUUGCAGGAAUGGAGGUGUGCCUACUGUGUGUGCGUGAUAGCUGUCUAUUGGAUGUCGGAAGUGAUGCCGCUCGCCGUCACCGCAAUGCUCCCCGUCGUUCUUUUCCCGUUGGUCGGCGUGCUCGAUGCGAAUACGACCGCCAAAGAGUACAUGAACGAUACGAAUUUUCUGUUCAUCGGUGGUCUCAUUAUGGCGGCGGCAGUCGAGAAGUGUGAUCUGCACGAGCGGGUCGCGUUGUCAGUGCUCAGAUGCGUCGGAAGUGAACCGAAAUGGUACGGAUCAGAGUUGAGCGGAAGAACACGGAAGAAUUUUUUUUUAUCUUUUUUAGAAAAUUUUUUCAUGAAAUGUGAUCAACUGACGAAAUGUAGAGCAAAGUGAACUCUGCGCAUAGAAAAAUAAUUGUAAAUUUAGCGUUUCAUACAAAAAAGUUAUUCGAGGGCGAACGGGGAAGACGGAAGAUUUAAAUUUACAAAUUUACAAUUAUUUUUUUAUGAGCACAGUUCACUUUGCUAUACAUUUCGUCAGUUGAUCACAUUUCAUGAAAAAAUUUUACAUAACUGACCCACUUUUCUGCAGGAUAAUGUUGGGUUUUAUGACGGUGACCGCUCUCCUCAGCAGUUUCAUCUCCAACACCGCCACGACAGCAAUGAUGGUCCCGAUUGGACAGUCGGUCGUCUCUCAGCUCAUCUCCUCCUUUCAACAUCAUCCGACCAACGGGUAAGAAGAGAACAUGAACGUCUUCUAGCCUUUUUAAAGGUGGUGUCCAACGUGACAUACAACAUGUUUUUAAAAUAAACUUCGAAGUGGGGCAUUCACUUUCCCAAAGUCCCGAAUUACGAAAAAAAUUCCCAGAUUGUUAAGAUUUUUUUCAAAAAAGUUAAUGGUACCGAGAGAAGUAGGCGGCGAAAUGGAAGAGCUGGCCUAGAUUUUUCUAGUCCCCGGAUGGAAUUCCCCUUUCUUCCGAUUUUUUUCCGUUUUCGUGCAAUUUUCUUAAAUUUUCAAUCGUUUUUUCACUGAACACAUUUAUUUGCAAUAUUUAAAAAACCUUUUGAUUUUUUCUGUGCCGUGACGCCAAAAAAAUCGAUAAUCUGAAACUUUCAAAAUUCAGCAAAAUUCAGAAAUUCAGCCACUUUUUGUAAAACUGAAAAUAGGAAGUUUUGGAUUUUUUCCUUACUUUGAAAAAUAUAACUCUGUAACUCGCAAACUUUAAUUUAGACUCAGGAAAUGAUUGAGCGAUCUCUUUCUAUUUAUUUUUCAGCGCGCAAACCGAAGAUUGAGCGAAAAACCCGGAAAAACAAAAAAAAAGUUUCAGAUAAUCGAUUUUUUUGGCGUCACGGCACAGAAAAAAUCAUAAAUUUUUUUUAAUAUUGCAAAUAAAUGUGUUCAGUGAAAAAACGAUUGAAAAUUUAAGAAAAUUGCACGAUAACGGAAAAAUUCGGAAGAAAGGGGAAUUCCAUCCGGGGACUAGAAAAAUCUAGGCCAGCUCUUCCAUUUCGCCGUGUACUUCUCUCGGUACCAUUAACUUUUUUGAAAAAAAUCUUAAAAAUCUGGGAAUUUUUUUUCGUAAUUCGGGACUUUGGGAAAGUGAAUGCCCCACUUCGAAGUUUAUUUUAAAAAUAUGUUGUAUGUCACGUUGGACACCACCUUUAAAUGUCUUCAGAAGUCAGAAAAAUUUGCUGCUCUGUUUGUAAUCAAAAUGCACAUGUUUUCAGAGAGCGUGGACGUCAAGGCUGCAAAAAAAUGGCGACCGGACUCGUGCUCUCCAUCUGUUUCGCCGCCAACAUUGGCGGCACUGGCACGGCGACAGGCACUCCGAGUAACCUCGUCAUGUUGGGACAAUUGAAUGCGUCAGUUUGACCUCAACUUUCUUUUUUUUUGUUGCAAAUCUCAAAGUAACACUAUUCCAGACUUUUCCCGAAAGUCGACGGAUCUUUGAACUACGUGACGUGGAUCUUCUUCGCCUAUCCGCUCAUGAUUUUGUGUUUGGCAGUCGCGUGGAUGACCCUUGUCUGGUUCUUUUUGAAGUUGGCAAUUCACAAUCUUCGAAUCAAUAUCAAUUUUUGUUUCAGAGACGCGCCGGAGAAGGACGAAGCGGUGACGGAGAUGCUCAAAACGCGGUACGACGAGUUGCCGCGUAUGACGUACGCCGAGAAAUCGGUGUUCGUCUGCUUCUCGGUGCUCCUCUCGCUCUGGAUCUUCCGCAAUCCGGGCAUCGUGCCCGGAUUCGGCUCCUUCUUCAAAAAAGGCGCCUACACCGAUGCGACGUCCGCAAUGAUCGUCGCCUUUUUGCUGUUCGUUCUGCCCUCCGAGAAGCCGGAUUUGUCGAAUUACAUCAAGAAAGAGGAGCUGAAAAAGAGGGGGUGUCUGAUGGAUUGGAAGACGAUGCAGGAGACGUUUCCGUGGAGUGUCGUACUGCUUCUCGGCGGAGGAUUCGCGUUGGCCGCCGGAGUUAAAGAGUCCGGACUGUCGCUUCUGAUCGGAAACGAACUGUCGUCGAUCGAGCACCUGCCGCUGUGGAUGCUCCAACUUUUGACAAUGUUCAUCGCGAUGCUCAUCACGAACAUUUGCUCCAACACCGUCACCGCCUCGAUUUUCGUGCCGAUUGUCGCCACGUUGGCUCAGAGGGCCGGAUAUCAUCCGUUCACUUUGAUGCUCCCCACCACGCUCGCCUCUUCGUUCGCCUUUAUUUUCCCCGUCGGCACGCCGCCGAAUGCCAUCGUGUUCGGAAGUGGAAUGGUCAAGGUUUCCGAUAUGGUACGUCCAUUUAUUCAAUGGGUGCAAGUGCGCCCCGCCCAAUAGAGCGAUAGAUUGGCGCGAAAUUCAAAUUUUAACAGCAAAAUUUGUGUUUUUUGCCAGAUUAGCCACCAAAAACCGAUAAUUUCUCAUUUGUCUCUCGAUAGACCGAUUGUAUAGGCUAUUACGAAUUUUUUAAGCGCAAGAGCGUUAAUUUUGGUCAAGUCGCAAAUCACAUUUAUCCGUUUGAAGGUUUUUGGCUAAAAUUUCCUGAAUUUCAGUUGCUUUUCGGUAGUUUUCGCGGUUCGAGCGCUCAAAAUGCUUGUAUUUACGUGAUUUAUCAUUCGCAAAACCAAUUCUGUCUGAAAACGGUCAAGAAAGCGCAAAAUGAGAAGUGCGCUUUUUAGGCGGCGAUCGGCGGCGAAGGCGAAAAAGCAAAGUUCGCGAAAAAAGCGCCAAAACGUCAUUAAUUCUGAGAAUUAGUGUGUCUUCAUGGCGAACAAUCAUUUUUCAUCGCCGUUGACCACAAAAAUCAGAGAAAACCUGCUCAAUUCAUGAAAACGCCUUUUGGCCGCCGAGGCCACGCCCCUAUUGUCAGCUCUGGAGACCGUGGCGGUUUUGCAAAACAUUUUUCAGAAAUGUUUAGUAUGCGCCUUUAACAGUACAGUACCCAGAAGAUUACCGUAGGCUUGAAGACGUAAACUGUUUGGGGCAAUAGAAAAGUGCUCUGAAACUUUAUUGGAGUAAUUUUACUAGGAAAGCACAUGUUUCACAUCAUUUUCCAGGCGUUCGUUGGCGGAAUCAUCUCGAUGGAACUGCUCGUACUCACCGUCUUCUACAUGAACAGCAUCGCCUACCUCACCCUGCCGCUGCUCGAUUUCCCCGCGUGGGCGAUUCUCGACAACUCUACAAUACCAGUUGCCUAG
Molecule: messenger RNA, 4821 nt
Organism: Caenorhabditis sp. 36 PRJEB53466
Lineage: Eukaryota; Metazoa; Nematoda; Chromadorea; Rhabditida; Rhabditidae
Source: the annotation of a GenBank genome assembly